Molecule: messenger RNA, 1382 nt
Organism: Marasmius oreades (fairy-ring Marasmius)
Lineage: Eukaryota; Fungi; Basidiomycota; Agaricomycetes; Agaricales; Marasmiaceae
Exons: 6
Coding region: 57-1295 (412 amino acids)
Cellular component (GO): eukaryotic translation initiation factor 3 complex; cytoplasm; eukaryotic 43S preinitiation complex
Molecular function (GO): translation initiation factor activity; metallopeptidase activity; protein binding
Source: RefSeq, a predicted model, not a curated record
ACCACAGGCUUGAAUAUUUUUUCAUCUUGCCCCUGGACACUUAAAGAAUCUCAACCAUGGCUGCACAAUCGAUGGCUGCUGCAUUGGCAGCGACGCUUCCUGCAGCAUCAGCUACUCCUGUCCCCGUUGCCCCCACAUAUGAAGCCAUCCCCGCCUCAAUGUCCAAAGUCAUCGACGUCGAGGCUGAAAUUCCCUUGACAUCUGUCCAGCUAGAUGGGCUGGUCGUUUCAAAAAUAUUGAAACAUGCACGAGAAGCAUCGUCAAUUGCCAAUGCUCACGGAUUGUUAUUAGGCCUCGACUUGGACGGAACCCUUGAAGUUUCAAAUUCCUUUCCUCUUCCAUAUCACGUUGCCGAUGAUGAAGAUAAAUCCAGUAAAUCUGUAGCUCGCUAUCAAGCUUCGAUGCUACGAUCCUUGAAAGAAGUUCAAGCCGAUGAUGGAGUUGUGGGGUUUUACCAGGCAUCGUCCUUAGGUGCCUUCUUCAGUCAAAGGUUGAUUGAUACCCAAGCCAUUCAUCAAGAAAAGCUCAGACACGGCGGGGUCGUUGUGGUGCAUGAUGUAUCGCAAACUGCAAGGGGCAACCCUCACUUCAGAGCUUUUCGGUUAACCACGUCGUUUUUAGAUGCUUACAAGAAAUUUAACUUUAGCGCUACGAGCCUUGCGAGUCACCAGCUGACUUUCUCGUCGAUACUUGAAGAAAUUCCUCUCAAAAUCCGAACGAAUCCCUUACUUAAAUUAUUCCUCGGAGAACUUGGUAAACCAACCCAUUCCCCCCUCUCUGACGCCACCCCAGACCAAGCUACCAUUUCUGCUCUACCGCCCUCGUUCUCGUCACUUAAUCUGAAUUCUGGAAGUUCUACGAAAAACCUAGAACAGAUAGCAGAGGUUCUCGACAAUUACCGGACAGAAGAGGGAAACAUUGGAUACAUCACGCGUGUGAUUGCCCGCGAAAAAGCCAAAGCAGAAGCACAUAUAGCGAAACGGAAAGAGGAAAAUUCCGAGCGGAUUAGCAAAGGUACGUUUCUGAAACUGUGGUGGCAGAGAAAAGUAGACGAUCACGUAUCAAAAGGUUUGGCCCCACUGCCCGAAGAAGAUGUAAGUUUUAUUGCGAUCUUCGAAAUGAGUGGAAGCUCAAAAGUACAACAGGCGUAUCGACUAUUCAGGAUACCUAACGAGCCCUCAAGGCUGGAGAGUAUGCUGCUGCUUGGGCAGCUCGAUGCACUUGCCAAGAGUUUAGGAGAGACGUCUGCUAGCAGCCUUGUCAAGCUGUAUGGAACAACUGCAGGGUCUGGAUAAGGGCGUGCUAGCCUCGCUCACCGCCUUGCUUCAUCCUCGUUGUAUGUAGCUGAGAAAUGAAAUGCAUAUCAAAUAUUUGGCUCCGAG